AAGAGUGCAGUCGAUCUCCGGUCUCGGCGCGGACGCGUUCUCUCUCCACACCGCACUGCAUACAUCAAUCAAUCACUGGAAGCCGCACGCGCUCCGCCUGACGCGCGCUCUUACAAAAUGAUUACAGCACUUCUUUUUGCUAUUUUAGUGACAUUUCUGACAGGAUACAUACUUCAAACAAUUACUAAACCUAAGAAAUAUCCACCAGGUCCUAAAUGGCUACCAUUUGUUGGAUGCGGUAAUUUAGUACAAAAAAUGAGCAAACUUCACGGUUCGCAAUGGAAAGCGCUCUCACAAAUAGCCAAAGAAUAUUCUACUCAGGUGCUUGGUCUUAAGUUAGGAAGUGAGUUAGUUAUUGUCGUCUAUGGCGAUCGAAAUAUACGUCAAGUCCUUAUGGAACCGGAAUUUGAAGGCAGACCAAACAGUUUUUUUAUCAAAUUACGAUGUUUCGGAAAGAGGAUGGGAAUAACAUCAGCAGAUGGCCCAUUAUGGCGGGAACACAGAAAAUUUGCAGUUAAACAUCUUAAAAAUGUUGGCUUUGGCAAGGCAUCUAUGGAACAAGAAAUACAGCAUGAAAUGGCCAGAUUAGUUGAAUAUAUACGAAGUAAUAGUUAUAAACCUAUAAGUCCAAAAAGUAUUCUUGCCACAGCCGUUAUGAAUGUUCUGUGGAAAUAUGUGGCAGGAGAGUCAAUAGAAGAAGAUCGUCUGAAAUUGCUACUUGAUUUGCUGAGUGCCCGAUCUAAGGCAUUCUCCAUGGCAGGAGGAUGGUUAAAUCAAUUCCCUUGGUGCAGAUUCUUUUUCCCUGAAGCCAGUGGGUAUUCGCUCAUAAACCGAAUCAAUUUACAAAUUUCCGCUAUAAUUGAGGAAGCAAUACAAAAACAUAAAAAUAAUGCAGCUAGUGGUGAUGAUUUUAUUUAUUCCUUUCUAAAUCAAAUGAAGCUGAAAAAGGGCACAUUUACGGAACUUCAAUUAAAAAUUGUAUGCUUAGAUAUGUUCAUCGCCGGUUCUCAAACUACAAGUAACUUGCUGGAAUUCAUGUUUCUUACGGUUUUAAGGAAACAGCAUAUACAGGACAAAAUUUAUGAUGAAAUACAACGCUUCAUCGGAAAUAACGUGCCUAGUUGGAGUGAUAGUCAUAGACUUGUUUACACAUCGGCUUUUCUACUGGAAGUUCAAAGGUGUUAUGCAAUAGUGCCUCUGAUGGGCCCUAGAAGAGUUCUAAGUGACAGCAUUGUAGAUGGUUAUAUGAUACCGAAGGACACCACAGUACUGAUAUCAGUGGGCGACCUAUAUUUGGAUCCAGACAUUUUCGAAAACCCUCAUGAAUUUAAGCCUGAGAGAUUUAUCGAUGAGCACGGCGCGCUAAAAAACGCCGAGCACGUCUACACCUUCGGCUUAGGUCGAAGGAGGUGCCCCGGAGACGCGUUAGCUCGAUCGUUCAUAUUCUUAACAUUCGUGGGGAUUUUGCAGAAAUUUAAGAUCCAGUGCGUCAAUGGUGUCUGUCCCAGCGACGAGCCAGUUAUUGGUUUAAUAGCUGCCCCGAGGCCGUACACCGCGAUGUUUGUUCCUCGACAAUGAUAAUAUAAUAAAGUUAAGCAAUUAACGACAAAAGUGAUAAUAAUGACCUCUAAAACUAUCUAGACAACAGUAUAUACCGUGUCCAAUAAGUUAGAAUACUCAUAUUUUACCUCAGUUCUCAAGAUCUAGGGAUCACACUUCAUCAAAUUCUUAUUUAAAUUAAAGAGUAUAUCCAUCUUAAUAGAAUAUAAUCACCAAGUACAUGGCAUUUCCGAAGGGUCUAAGAAAAAAAGAGUGUAAAGUGCAAACAAAAUACUUGCUCGGCACGCAGGUGACGAGUUAGUUUUUAUAACGUGACUAUGUGUGAUAGAACAGCCCAUAAUAACCAAAAUGUUCAGUUGUGGGCACCACGGAUAGAAAACAUUCCGGGCAACCAGAAAUGUGUUCCUAGGUUCCAGAGCUCACCAUUGGUCAUGGUGUGGGAUGCAUUAUGUAAGCGAGAUAUACUAUCUUCAGUACUAAUAGACAAAAUCGUUAAAAUGAACGUAUUUUACUAUGUAUGCUUGGGAAUGAAUAUCAUGUGUUCCAACAAGACGCAGCUGCAGCACAUACGGCAAAUGGCGUUCCAGCGAGAUUUCAGACUAAUCUGGCAGUUUUUUUAGCCGAAACAUGAAUGGCCACCCAAUUCGCCAGGUUUAGAAUAAAAUAGAAUAGAAUAGAAUAUUUUUUAUUUAACAUCAGUUUGGACAAAUAUAACAAAGAUCAAUACAACACAAUCUAGAUGUUAAAUUGGGAGCCCACUCAGCAUAUUGCCACGGCAUGCCGAAGCGCUGAUUUUCAAUGGGUCCCGGACUAAAUAAACUAAGCUAAGAGCUAAACUAAAAUAAGUGACAGCACAAAUAUCAUACAGAUGCGGAAUACCGCCACUGUACAAGUAAAUUGACAGCAGACAUAAGACGUAAUAUUAACUUAAUAACAUAAAAUGUAUGAUAGAAAGGACAGUAACAUAAUAAA
Leguminivora glycinivorella is the source of this 2532-nucleotide messenger RNA. It is a transcript of the gene Cyp305b1, whose product is annotated as probable cytochrome P450 305a1. The record is from RefSeq and is a predicted model, not a curated record. Gene Ontology annotation, biological process: xenobiotic metabolic process. NCBI's taxonomy places the organism in Eukaryota, Metazoa, Arthropoda, Insecta, Lepidoptera, Tortricidae. The transcript is spliced from 8 exons. Gene Ontology annotation, cellular component: cytoplasm; intracellular membrane-bounded organelle. Bases 118 to 1578 code for a protein of 486 amino acids. Gene Ontology annotation, molecular function: heme binding; oxidoreductase activity, acting on paired donors, with incorporation or reduction of molecular oxygen, reduced flavin or flavoprotein as one donor, and incorporation of one atom of oxygen; iron ion binding.